Acanthamoeba castellanii str. Neff is the source of this 495-nucleotide messenger RNA. Its product is annotated as Pyridoxine/pyridoxamine 5'-phosphate oxidase. The transcript is spliced from 5 exons. The coding region runs from base 1 to 495 and encodes 164 amino acids. Gene Ontology annotation, molecular function: FMN binding; pyridoxamine phosphate oxidase activity. The record is from RefSeq and is a predicted model, not a curated record. NCBI's taxonomy places the organism in Eukaryota, Discosea, Longamoebia, Acanthamoebidae. Gene Ontology annotation, biological process: pyridoxine biosynthetic process.
AUGUGGGACGAGCAGGUCGCGCGGCAGCUCGAGGAGAACCCAAGGCCGCCGUCCUCUUCCGCCUGGCCCGAGACCUUGCGCCAAGUCCGCAUCACCGGCGUAGUGCACAAGGUGACGAAACGCGAGACGGAAAUGCUCUUUAGGCUCUGCUCGCGAGUGGAGCAGAUCUGUUUCUACGCCCUGAGCCAGGGCCAGGACCACCCCUUCAAUCAAAGCAACGACGAGCCCUCCCACCAGGAGCGAGCAGAGUACCUGCAGGGAAUGAUGGACCGCUACAUGCUCUCGCCACAGGACGUGCCGCUGCCUGCCGCGUGGGGCGGGUUUCGACUGGUGCCGGACACGAUCGAGUUCCUGGACACCCGGGCCGGCUGGACGCAGCGCACGCUGUACCACCGCACGCUCGGCCUAGCGACCACGCCCAGCGUUGGCGACCAGGGCGCCGCCGCCACCGACGUGCCGGUGGGCGAGUGGCAACGAAAGUACCUGGUGCCCUGA